This is a messenger RNA of Xenopus tropicalis (tropical clawed frog), 1253 nucleotides long. Its product is annotated as CD48 antigen. The coding region runs from base 1 to 771 and encodes 256 amino acids. The record is from RefSeq and is a predicted model, not a curated record. The transcript has 4 exons. Gene Ontology annotation, cellular component: membrane. Lineage: Eukaryota; Metazoa; Chordata; Amphibia; Anura; Pipidae.
AUGGCGAUGUUGACUGAACUCCUUUUCAUCUUUUGGCUGUCAUUCCGUAUAACCACCGGAGGAGGAGAAGGAGGAGGAGGAGACGUCCCUCUCCCAGUGACUGGCCGUGUAGGGGAGACUGUCACACUGCCGUGCCCUCUGACUCUCACACAUCCCAUUGAUAGAAUCACAUGGAUGUUUCAUGUCAAUGGGGAAAUAAUAUUCCUGGCUGAAUUCAGAGACCAGAAGUUUAUCAGAGAGAAUGGGAAUUAUUUCCCCAACCGGCUGGAAGGGUCUAACAGUGGCACCGCAUUACUGAUCAGGGAGCUGAGAAUGGAGGAUUCUGGGAUCUUCACUGCACAGUUUCUUGUUAAUGGAGAAAUACGAGUCAUAAAUUAUAAUCUCACUGUGUUGGAGCCUCUCCCCAUCCCUACACCAGUAAUAGAGAAGACAUUAGAUGGGAAUUCCUCUGAUCUCUGCCAUCUUCAUUGUUCUGUCCCAUCAAACUCACCAACCCUGUCCUACAGUUGGACCUACAGAGAUACUGGCACUGACAGACUAUAUGCCAAUGGCAGCACAAUCACUGUAUCACUGAAGGAUAAGGCAUUGGGGGCAGAAUUUACCUGCUGGGUACAGAAUCCUGCUCACAGGAACAGCACAUCCACCCCUUUAUAUCCAUGUGGGGAGGCACAAAGGAAGGAUGGAACUUGCAGGAUGAAAUUAUACAUGUAUCUUCCUGCUCUUGCUGUACUCUGUACAGUACUCGCUACAGUAAUAUUUGUUGCAAAAUAAAAGCCCACAAGAAACCAACUCUAUGGUAACGGCCCAUCCUUUUUGAAACGGUUACCAUCCUGUUACUAAUUAGGGAUGAUUAGGAGGUAUGCAAUUAUGAUGCAGAAUUUGCUAGUUCUUAGGGUUUCUUCCAGCACUGAUAGAGGUUAAAUCUUGUAAUUCAACCUGCCAAUCACAGGAAGGCAGAAGACUUUAUUGACCCUGCCCCCCUCAGCCUGUUUUCCUGAGCAACAGGUUUUCUUGGUUCUUGUAAGAAUUCUGUGUAGUAGUUGGAGUUAAUCUUAUUACAUUUUCUGUGUAUAACCUUGACCCUCCUCUUUAACUAAGAAAAUGAAUAUUUCCUUGUUGCUUCUGUGAACUCCUGUGUAUGACUCAGCGUCCCCCUGACUUUGCCUCCAAUCUGUUACACUGGCUGUGACCUGGCUUGGCCCUAAUUCUGAUUCAAUCUAAUCCCCUGGCACUGCAAUAACUGGCGUCUGCUU